GAUGUGUGUGAUGAAUUUGAAACUGUUGUUGUGGUUUAUGAGGAGUUCAGCAUGGAUCUCCUGUAUGAAACACCUUCAGAACAGGUGGUGUCAGGAAUCUACUGUCCCGUCUGUGACGAAGAAGAACAGCAAGGCUCUUUCCUCUGGUAUAAGAAUUUCUCUCUUAUUCCAAACCAAGAGUCAGCUCCUGUUUUACGUAUUCGCAACUCUUCAAAACAAAGCGAGGGCAUUUACACUUGUGUUUGCACGUGGGAGCAUCACGGGAUAAAACACAACUCCUCCGGAUAUCGCAACAUUAUCAUCGAAGAACAGACCAUCAUUAGUUCUCCAAAGUUUUCGCUGCCCAUCAAUAACUCGGUUGUGUUCACUGAUGUGGGUUCAGAAGUGAUCCUUAAUUGCUCAGUCUACUUUGGGCAGUCUGUGUGUGCAGUGUGCUCUAUUCGCUGGGAGAAGAAUGGGAUCAGUCUGCGUGGGGUGGAUGGAUAUAAGCAGAAAAACAGAGAGAUUGAUGGAAGCCUUCAGUCACUUUUAAACAUUACUGAAGUUUCUGAGUCGGACCUCCGUUCUGAGUUUAGAUGCAAAGCUAAGGACUCUUAUGAAGUGAUUUUUGUGUCAGUCACUCUGAAGAGUCGAGAAUCAGUGCUCUCUGUGAUUGUGGUGUGCGUUUGCACCUUUCUUGUUCUCCUGCUGCUCGCUGGAGGGUUGAAGUGGUUUGCAUUGGAUCUGGUGCUGUUCUCCAGGCAGAUAUUUGUCAAGCUCUACAGGAAAGAGGAUGGGAAACUAUAUGACGCUUAUGUGAUUUACCAGAGAAACAACUUGGAUGAGGCCACAAGCAAAACUGUGUGUGACUUUGUCAAUGGAUCUCUGCUGACAGUGCUGGAAAGCUACUACGGCUUUAAACUUUUUAUUCACGGCAGAGAUGAUCUGCCCGGCGAAGACUGCAUGAAUCUGAUUGAAACGGAGAUCCAGCUCAGCCGGAGACUCAUCAUCGUUUUAACACCAGGAGCGAGUACAGAUAAAAGCAGCGAUUCUCCUGAAGCGUAUGAUCUGCAGGUAGGGCUCCAUCAGGCUCUGGUCCAAGGAGAAACCGGCGUGAUUCUCAUCCAGCUGGGACAGAUGCAGGACUACACACAUCUGCCUCUCGGACUGCAACAUCUGCUCUGUAAGAAUUCACCUUUACUGUGGAGAGACGGCGAAUCCUCACCCAACUCCAGGUUCUGGAAACGAGUGCGAUAUCAGAUGCCUGUUGUGUCGUCCUUUCAGAGGAGUUCGAGGAGGGGAUCACUGAAGGCAUCAUUUCAAUGUCAGGGUUUAUUUGUUUGAUGCAAGAGAUGCAUCUCGGGUUCAUGAGAAGAACUUAAGAAAUUAAUUUUCAUUUGCAUUUAGUCAUUUAGCAGAUGCUUUUAUCAAUGGAAGCAAUCAAAAGAUGAUAUGCAAGUGCUAUAAUAAGUCUCAUUUAGCUGAACGCAGUACACAUAGCAAGGGUUUUAAAAUGAUAUGAGCCAUAUAAUAAUUAAAAAAAAACUAAAACGGAUCAAAUAAAAUAAAAAGACUGAAUAGGAAAAUAAUAAACUAGAGCAAGCUAGUGUUAAAAGCCUUUUUUUCUUUUGUUAAUUGUAUAAUAAAUAAAAAAGAAAACAAAUACAUAGAAUAU
Carassius carassius (crucian carp) is the source of this 1654-nucleotide messenger RNA. RefSeq names its product interleukin 1 receptor-like 1 (gene il1rl1). Gene Ontology annotation, biological process: signal transduction. The record is from RefSeq and is a predicted model, not a curated record. NCBI's taxonomy places the organism in Eukaryota, Metazoa, Chordata, Actinopteri, Cypriniformes, Cyprinidae. The transcript is spliced from 8 exons. Bases 52 to 1323 code for a protein of 423 amino acids.